Drosophila persimilis is the source of this 7160-nucleotide messenger RNA. RefSeq names its product endoribonuclease Dcr-1 (gene Dcr-1). The record is from RefSeq and is a predicted model, not a curated record. Gene Ontology annotation, biological process: apoptotic DNA fragmentation; siRNA processing; pre-miRNA processing. Bases 164 to 7000 code for a protein of 2278 amino acids. Lineage: Eukaryota; Metazoa; Arthropoda; Insecta; Diptera; Drosophilidae. The transcript has 5 exons. Gene Ontology annotation, molecular function: RNA binding; ribonuclease III activity; protein binding. Gene Ontology annotation, cellular component: RISC complex; nucleus; cytoplasm.
GAAAAGAGCGUAGUCGGCAGCACUGGUGGGAAGUGUGAGAGAACCAGAAGCAUGGUAUCGAGACGAGAACAAGCCGGCACUAGGAAGUCUGUUCCAUAUUAAGCAUUCGUUUGAAACAGAGUAUAUAAAGGAAUCACAGGCGUGGUGCAGGCCCACGCCCAUUAUGGCGUUCCAUUGGUGCGACAACAAUUUGCACACGACGGUGUUCACGCCGCGCGACUUCCAAGUGGAGCUGCUGGCAGCCGCGUACGAGCGGAACACCAUCAUCUGCCUGGGACACAGGAGCUCCAAGGAGUUCAUUGCCCUGAAGCUACUCCAGGAGCUGUCCAGGCGGGGCCGCCGCCAUGGCAAGGUUAGUGUAUACCUCAGCUGUCAGGUGGGAAUCGACAAGGAGCCAGCGUCCAUUUACACGAUGCUCACGCACCUGACCGACCUGCGAGUGUGGCAGGAGCAGCCAGACAUGCAGACACCCUUUGCCCACAACUGGAUGGACUAUCAUGUGUCCAUUUUGCGGCCGGAGGGGUUUCUCUGCCUGCUAGUUUCGGGCGAGCUGCCGCUGACCAGCGUUGAGCUGAUUGUUCUGGAAGACUGCCAUGACAGCGCCGUCUAUCAGCGGAUACUGCCCAUUUUCUUGGAUCACAUAUUGCCGGCGAGGCCUGCGGACAGACCGAGAAUCUUGGGCCUGGCCGGUCCCCUGCACAGCGCUGGCUGCGAGCUGCAGCAGCUGAGCGCCAUGCUGGUGACCCUCGAGCAGAAUGUCCUCUGUCGCAUCGAGACGGCCAGCGACAUUGUCACCGUGCUGAGGUACUGCUCGAAGCCCCACGAAUACAUCGUCCAGUGUGCGCCGUUCGAGAUGGAUGAGCUGUCGCUGGUUCUGGCGGACAUACUGAACACGCACAAGUCCUUUCUGAUGGAUCAUCGAUACGAUCCCUUCGAGAUAUACGGCAUGGACCAGUUCAUGGAGGAUCUGAAAGAUAUACCCGAUCCCAAGCUGGAUCCACUGAAUGUGAUUGACUCCUUGCUGGUCGUUCUGCAUGAGAUGGGUCCCUGGUGCACGCAGCGGGCCGCCCACCAUUUCUAUCAGAGCAACGAGAAGCUGAAGGUGAAAACGCCACACGAACGGCACUACCUGCUGUACUGCCUCGUGAGCACGGCCCUCGUGCAGCUGCACUCCCUCUGCGAUCACACAUUCCAGAAGCAACUAGGAGGAGACCCACGGCAGACCAUUGAGCGGUAUUCCAGUCCCAAAGUGAAGCGCCUGCUGCAAACGCUGCGCUGCUUCAAGCCGGAGGAGGGUCAUGGCCAUGGCCAUGGACAUGGACAUGGGCAAGCCGAAGUGCUGCGCAAGAUGCGCCAUCAAGUGGAGCAGGCGGAUUUCAAUAAGCUCUCGCAUGCGCUGGAGACCAAGUGCCAGGUGGUGGAUCAACUGGAGCCGCAGGCAACGGACGCGCGCACUCUGGUGGCCAAUCUGGAGCACAUGCUGCAGCAUCCAGAGGGCAAACCCAUGCCGAGGCGCAACAGCCAUCGACCCCUGCCAUCAGCAGCAACCACGGCUCAGGUGCAGUCGUCCCCAGCGAAGGGAAAGCACAGCUCCAACCCGCACAACCGUGUCCGGAGACGUGUGUACACGCGGCGCCACAACAGGGACCAGCACGAUGGUGGGGAUACUCUGUGUGCUUUGAUCUACUGCAAUCAGAACCACACGGCACGUGUGCUGUUCGAGCUGCUGGCGGAGAUGGGCAAGCGGGAUGCCGAUUUGAAGUUCCUGCGCUGCCAGUACACCACAGAUCGGGUGGCCGAUCCCACCACAGAGCCCAAGGAGGCCGAGCUGGAGCACCGCAGGCAGGAGGAGGUGCUCAAGCGCUUUCGCAUGCACGAUUGCAAUGUUCUGAUCGGUACAUCGGUCCUCGAGGAGGGCAUCGAUGUGCCCAAGUGCAAUCUCGUUGUCCGCUGGGAUCCGCCGACCACCUACCGCAGCUACGUCCAGUGCAAAGGGCGGGCCCGGGCCGCCCCAGCCUACCAUGUCAUUCUGGUGGCCCCCAGGUAUACCAGUCCCGCGAUUGGGGUCGUGCAAUUGACGGACAAGAGUCAUCGCUUUAUCUGCGGCGCUGGAGGAGGAGCAGCCGACUCGACGGAAGUGGACAGCGAUUCCGAUGACUCGGCCAUGCCGAAUUCCCUUGGCUCCGAUCCCUAUACGUUUGGCACGGCACGUGGCACGGUAAAGAUCCUCAAUCCCGAGGUGUUUAGCAGUGUGCCGCCCAUGGCAUGCGAGAUUAAAGAGAUCCAGGACGAGACGCCAGCCAUUGCCAUGGACAGCAGCAAUUCCAGCGACGAGGCCGUGAGUCUGAACAACACCCCGCCCAGUGAGAGCCAGUCCAGUGGUGAUCCCAAGAUCCCCAGGAAGCGCUUUCAAUGUGAGGUCCCGCCCGCAGAGGGCGCUGAGGCCAAACCGGAAGCGAAUACCUCGGCCGUGGAUGGCCUGGCCAGCACCACAAAGGCAUUAGUCCAUCAGAUGGCCCAGUAUCGGGAGAUCGAACAGAUGCUGCUCUCAAAAUGUGCCAACACCGAGCCGCCCGAGCAGGAGCAGCAGGAGGCGGAACGCUUCAACAGCUGCCUGGCUGCGUACCGGCCCAAGCCGCAGCUCCUCACGGGCGCCUCUGUAGACCUGAGCACGGCCAUAGCGCUGGUCAACAAGUACUGCGCUCGAUUGCCCAGCGAUACGUUCACCAAGCUGACGGCCCUGUGGCGCUGUGCCCAGAGCGAACGCUCAGGCGUCACCCUCUAUCAGUACACACUACGCCUGCCCAUCAACUCACCGCUGAAACAUGACAUUGUGGGUCUGCCGAUGACCACGCAGACGUUGGCGCGACGUCUGGCUGCCCUGCAGGCCUGCGUGGAGCUGCAUAAGAUCGGCGAACUGGAUGAUCAACUGCAGCCCAUUGGCAAGGAGGGUUUCCGUGCCCUGGAGCCCGACUGGGAAUGCUUUGAGCUGGAGCCCGAGGACGAGCAGAUCGUGCAGCUCAGCGACGAGCCGCGACCGGGUACGACAAAGCGACGACAGUACUACUACAAGCGCAUCGCCUCCGAGUUCUGUGACUGUCGACCGGUGGCCGGGGCACCCUGCUACCUGUACUUCAUCAAGCUGACGCUUCAGUGCCCCAUACCCGAGGAGCAGAACACCCGGGGCAGGAAGAUCUAUCCGCCGGAAGAUGCCCAGCAGGGCUUCGGCAUACUCACCAUGAAGCGGAUACCCAAGCUGAGUGCCUUCUCGAUUUUCACACGGUCCGGGGAGGUGAAGGUCUCGCUGGAGCUGGCCAAGGAGCGUGUGGUGCUGACGCCCGAACAGAUUGGCUGCAUCAAUGUCUUCCUGAACUACACGUUCACCAAUGUGCUGCGCCUGCAGAAGUUCCUCAUGCUCUUCGAUCCCGAUUCCACCGAGAACUGUGUCUUCAUUGUGCCCACCCUGAAGACGGGGUCGCCGCCGGAGGGCAGCAAAAAGAUCGACUGGCAGUUCCUGGAGCUGAUCCAAGCCAAUGGUAACACCAUGCCCAAAUCGGUGCCCGACGAGGAGCGCCUGGCGCAGCCCUUCGAUGCCCAGCGGUUUCAGGAUGCCGUCGUGAUGCCCUGGUACCGCAACCAGGACCAGCCGCAGUACUUCUACGUGGCCGAGAUCUGUCCGCAUCUGUCGCCGCUGAGCUGCUUCCCCGGCGACAACUAUCGCACCUUCAAGCACUACUAUUUCGUGAAAUAUGGCCUGACCAUACAGAAUGCCGCUCAGCCCCUGCUCGACGUCGAUCACACGAGUGCGCGGCUCAACUUUCUCACGCCGCGGUAUGUCAAUCGGAAGGGCGUGGCCCUGCCCACCAGCUCCGAGGAGACGAAGCGCGCCAAGCGGGAGAAUCUCGAACAGAAACAGAUACUAGUGCCAGAGCUGUGCACCGUGCAUCCGUUUCCCGCCUCUCUGUGGCGCACGGCUGUGUGUCUGCCCUGCAUCCUGUAUCGCAUCAAUGGGCUGCUCCUGGCGGAUGACAUACGGAAGCAGGUGUCCGCAGAUCUGGGACUGGGUCGGCAGCAGAUCGACGACGAGGAGUUUGAGUGGCCCAUGCUGGACUUUGGCUGGAGUCUGUCGGAGGUGCUCAAGAAGUCGCGUGAGUCCAAGCAAAAGGAUGCCGUCGUCAAUGGCAAGGAGCAGGCGAAGGAGAAGGAAAGCGAACCGCCGCCAGUGGAAAGUGAACCCCCCUUAGUGGAGAAGUUGGCCGCCAAGAGCGCCAACGAACUGAUCAUCGAGGGGGAACAGAAGCUCCAGGAUGAGGACGAUGAUUUCAUUGAGAUUGGGACUUGGUCGAACGACAUGGCCGAUGACAUAGCCUCCUUCAACGAUGACGAGGAUGACGAAGACGAAGACGAGGAGUCCACCUAUCUGCCCGUACUGCCAGCCAAUGUAAAGUUCUGCGAUCAGCACACCCGCUAUGGGUCGCCCACCUUCUGGGACGUGAGCAACGCCGACGGGUCGCUAAAGCAGCCGAAAAACAAGGGCAACCAACAGCAGAGUUCCGCUGGCAAGGGCAAGGGGGCGGGCAAGCCCAGUUUCACCUUCUACGACUCGGACAACUCUUUGGGCUCCAGCUAUGGGGACGAUGAUCACGGGAUGCCGCUCAGCUAUUUCCAUGGCAACUAUAGCUCGGAUGAGGAUGCUGUGGCGGAUGAUAUCGAUGCGGGACGCAUUGAAUUCACAUCCAAAAACGAAGCGGAGACGAUUGAGACGGCCCAGGAUGUGGAGAAGCGACAGAAGCAGAUCUCCAUUAUUCAGGCGACGAACGCGAACGAGCGACAGUACCAGCAGACGAAGAAUCUGUUGAUUGGCUUCAAAUUCGAGGAGCAGCAGCAGCAACAGGAACAGCAGCAGGCGUCUGCAAAGCCCAGCGUGGACUACGAGCAGUCGAUCCUCAAGCUGCAGUCGGAGAUUGAGAGCUCUGGCAUGCUAGUGCCUCACGAUCAGCAGCUGGCCCUGAAGCGGGCCGAUCCUGCCGAGGCCCAUGUGACCCCCUACUCGAUGAUUGAGCUGCUGAAGCUGUUGCUGCCCUACGUCCCGGAGGACAAGCUGCUGCACAAAUUGGGCGAACGGGCAGAGCUUCAGCUGUCGGAUCUGAUUGAUCUAAAUGCGGAUUGGGUUAGCGGACACUCCGAGGAGGAGAUCUACAGCGUAUUGGGCUGUGGGGACAGCUUUGACAACUACAACGAUCAGCACAGAAUGGACCUUGGUGAGAAGCAGCUGCGAUUGCAGUAUGCUUCGAGGAAGAUCAGUGCCGCCAGCCCCGUAAAGGACGCCCUGCCAAUGAUCCUGCCCGCGGGCUUCAGCUUUGAUCUUCAGCCCGAGCUUGUGGGCCAUCCCGGACCCAGUCCCAGUGUCAUUCUGCAGGCGCUGACCAUGUCGAAUGCCAACGAUGGCAUCAAUCUGGAGCGCCUGGAGACCAUCGGUGACUCGUUCCUCAAGUAUGCCAUCACCACCUAUCUGUACAUCACGUACGAGAACGUCCACGAGGGCAAGCUGAGCCACCUGCGGUCCAAGCAGGUGGCCAACCUCAAUCUGUACCGCCUGGGCCGGCGCAAGCGGCUGGGCGAAUAUAUGAUAGCCACCAAAUUCGAGCCGCACGACAAUUGGCUGCCGCCGUGCUACUACGUGCCCAAGGAGCUGGAGAAGGCCCUGAUCGAGGCCAAGAUACCCACCCACCACUGGAAGCUGGCCGAUCUGCUGGACAUCAAGAAUCUGAGCAGCGUCCAGAUAUGCGAGAUGGUGCGCGAGAAGGCCGAGGCCCUGGGACUCCCAGGAAGCGCAGAGCAGGCAACGCCACAGGCGACAACGGUUCCCCUGGACGAAUCGAACGACAGCUGCAACGAUUUCAGCUGCUUUAUACCCUACAAUCUGGUGUCGCAGCACAGCAUACCGGACAAGUCCAUUGCCGAUUGUGUGGAGGCCCUGAUUGGGGCCUACCUCAUCGAGUGCGGACCCCGCGGAGCGCUACUCUUCAUGGCCUGGCUGGGAGUGCGUGUGCUGCCGUAUAGCCGCCAGCCGGCGCCUGCCAGCGAUUCGGAAAGGACGCCCGGCAGCACCACACCCGAUGCCAAGCAAAUGGUGACGGUAUAUGGCUCUUGGCCAACGCCACGCAGUCCCCUGCUGCACUAUGCCCCCAAUGCGGAGAGGGAGCUGGAGCAUCUGCUCAGCGGCUUCGAGGAGUUUGAGGCCAGCCUGGGAUACAGGUUCCGCGAUCGUUCCUACCUGCUGCAGGCCAUGACGCACGCCAGCUACACGCCCAAUCGGCUGACAGACUGCUACCAGCGGCUGGAAUUCCUGGGCGAUGCCGUCCUCGACUACUUGAUCACACGCCACCUGUACGAGGAUCCGCGCCAGCACUCGCCUGGGGCCCUCACCGAUCUUCGUUCCGCGUUGGUGAACAACACAAUCUUCGCCUCGCUGGCCGUGCGACACGGUUUCCACAAGUUCUUCCGUCAUCUAUCGCCUGGACUGAACGAUGUCAUCGAUCGGUUUGUGCGCAUCCAGCAGGAGAACGGCCACAGCAUCAGCGAGGAGUACUACUUGCUCUCCGAGGAGGAGUGUGACGAUGCCGAGGACGUUGAGGUCCCCAAGGCCUUGGGCGAUGUCUUCGAGUCGAUAGCUGGGGCCAUCUUUCUCGAUUCGAACAUGUCCCUGGAUGUGGUCUGGCAUGUCUACAGCAAUAUGAUGAGCCCGGAAAUCGAGCAGUUCAGCAACUCAGUGCCAAAGUCCCCCAUACGGGAACUGCUCGAACUGGAGCCGGAGACGGCCAAAUUUGGGAAGCCGGAGAAGCUGGCCGACGGACGCCGGGUGCGCGUCACCGUCGAUGUCUUCUGCAAGGGCACCUUCCGUGGCAUUGGACGCAACUACCGAAUAGCCAAGUGUACGGCAGCCAAGUGCGCACUGCGGCAGCUCAAAAAGCAGGGUCUGAUUGCCAAGAAAGACUAAACCCCCCCGCAGCCCAGGGCCAAGAAGCAGCGAUGUGUGAUGCCAGAUUAGGCUUUAAUAGAUAGGCUACUUAUAAACCGUUCAAAAACACAUAUGCAAGCAAAUUAAAGAACAUUUUUUCUAAAAAGUAAAAAGUACAAAAAAGUUAUAUGACAAAAAA